Messenger RNA from Porites lobata, 1560 nucleotides. The record is from the annotation of a GenBank genome assembly. NCBI's taxonomy places the organism in Eukaryota, Metazoa, Cnidaria, Anthozoa, Scleractinia, Poritidae.
AUGAGUGAAAGUGGAGAGACAUCAAGUAAAACAAUGGUUCGAGCGACUGAAAAUAUUAGAGAAAAUAAUGCGGAAUCUAAGACGAGCUGUUCUUCACCUGCUACAGAGAUUCCCAGAAGUUCAGACGUCCAAGUUUCACUGACAAACUUACCGGAUAUCGAAGCGACGGUUAACCGAGAAUUGCCGAAGAACUUCCCGAGGCAGACACAAAGAGGAAUUCCUGUAAAUGAGAUUAGGAAAGUGCGACAGAAGCCUCAUAGAGUUUUACCUUGCUUACCACAAAUUGUCCAGGAAAUUCUUCGGUGGACCAUUCACCCAGAAAAAGUUUUGCGUGGUGCAGCUUCGGUGAGUCAUUUGUUCAGUCUUCCGACAAUUAAUGAAGAAGUUUUACCGAUUGCUCAGCUUAUUGAGGAAAACAAUUUAUCUACGGUACCCAAAGAAAAACUAACCUUACCGAAUGCUACACCUACGAAAAAUCAAGCUCUGCCGAGUAACAAACCUGGUGUUGUCUCCAAGCCUUUGCCAAAAUUUAGAGCUGAGUUCCGAAAACGGAUGCAGCCGUCUCUACCGACAAUCGAAGAGCGACGGUCUCCAUUGCUACCGGAAAAAGAAAGAUCACCUGACCUCAGUCUGGAGUUCGCAGAGAACCAUUUAUGGCAAGAUAAGGCGCUUAAGACUGAUAACGGAUCCGGCGAAAAAAAGUUGCACAGUAUCAAAAAGAGCAAAUACAAGCAGCCGAAACUAAAGCAAAAAGUCAGAGAAAACAAUGCCAAACCAGCCAAAAAGGAGGAAAUGGACGACGUAAUAUUUAUGACGGAAAAAACUUUGCAAAACAUUGAAGUGAACCGGUCUCGCCCGAGCCUGUCACCAGCUGGCAAUAAUGAAUGGUUGUCUAAUAACGAAGUCGAUGAGAUGCCGCGCCUUCGGGCAACGUUAGCUAGGCGAAGCAAGACAUUGUUUCAACCUCCAAAGGAGAAAAGAAAAGCUUCUUUACCGAGCAUGAAAGCAGUUUUGCCGAAUAUUCCGUCAAUCAAAGAGACAAUGAUUCCAAGACCACCACCAACGCCGAAGGGACAACGAGGCGCACUUCCUGUAGGUACUCGAAAAUGUUCGACAUUGAUUCGACCCCUGAAGAAUAUCCUAACAACCCACCAACAAGUUGUGCCCAGACCACCGUCAACACCAAAAAGAAAUCCUGGGAAACCGACGCAAAUGAUCAAUCGUUCACUGCCAAGCAUUCCACCGACGCAGAAUUCACUGGUACCAAAACCACCAUCAACACCAAAAGAAAUGACAAACAGACGCUCAGUUUCUCGACAGUUCCGUCUAAACAAGAACAAAAAAUUGCCUGGUAUUCAGAAGCAGGCUGAAGGACAAACUCUGUUGGACCAGCAAAGUUUGGUCAAGUUUCCCCUUUCAAGCAUCCAUCUUGAUCAUCCGACAGCUGGUAGGGUUCAGUCGGCAAUGGAUUCUAAUUUUCAACCCUUGGAAAAGGAAAUUAAACAAAGUGGGCAAGGAAACAUGGCAAAUGAUGAAGGACAAAAACACAAUCUCAUUUGA